Molecule: messenger RNA, 1757 nt
Organism: Rana temporaria (common frog)
Lineage: Eukaryota; Metazoa; Chordata; Amphibia; Anura; Ranidae
Gene: NHERF2
Product: SLC9A3 regulator 2
Exons: 7
Coding region: 132-1184 (350 amino acids)
Biological process (GO): protein localization to plasma membrane
Cellular component (GO): apical plasma membrane
Molecular function (GO): protein-membrane adaptor activity; signaling receptor binding
Source: RefSeq, a predicted model, not a curated record
GAGGAGGGGGAGGAGCCACACACUGAGCUCCGAUCUGUCCGAGGAGAGGAGAGGAGUCCCCCCCGCUCUGUGCCCCGCUAUGCCCGCCGUCCUCCACUGACUGCCCGCCCGCCCGCCGCCCGUCACCCACCAUGUCCCAGGAGCGCCCCGAGCCCCGGCUCUGCCUCAUCCUCAAGGGGGAGCAAGGCUACGGAUUCCACCUACACGGCGAGAAGAACAAGAGCGGCCAAUACAUCCGCAAGGUGGAGCCCGGCUCACCCGCCGAGCUGGCCGGACUCCGAGCCGGAGACCGAGUGCUGCAAGUCAACGGGGCCAACGUGGAGAAGGAGACCCACCACCAGGUGGUCCAGCGCAUUAAAGCCAUAGAGAACGAGACGCGGUUGUUGGUUAUCGACAGAGAGGCGGAUGAGUACCGGCGGCUUUCACAGUCCAGUUCGCCUCCAGAGUCUCAGCCCAACUCAAGUGCCCCUUCCUCCCCCUCCGUGGGCAACAACAAUGGCGAGGUUUGGAAAACUAAGAACGACACCACCAUUGAAGACCAGCUGCAGAAUAACCACAGUACGGAGAACGGCAAACAGGACAUCAAUGGGCAGGUGAAGGAGAGGUGUCCCCGUCUGUGUACUCUAAAGAAAGGGCCCAAUGGCUACGGAUUCAACCUGCACAGUGAGAAAUCCCGGCCAGGCCAGUUUAUCCGUUCCGUGGACCCCGGAUCCCCAGCAGCCAAAGCUGGCCUGAGACCGCAGGACCGUCUGGUGGAGGUGAAUGGUCAGAAUGUGGACAACGUUAAGCAUUCCGACGUGGUGGCCAACAUCAAAUCCAAGGAAAACGAGACCACGUUACUUGUGGUGGACCCGGAGACAGAUGACUACUUCAAGAAGCUGGGAGUCACCCCCACAGAAGCCUAUAUAAAAGGAGGUUCCAUUCCCCAGCCCCUGACCAAUGGAGUGACCAAGACACAGCUUAAUGGCGGAUCCUCGACUUCCUCAUCUCACAGCGAUCUUCAAAGUCCUGACAAAGACUCGCAGGCAGGUGAUUUGACCAAAAUAGAUCCCUUCGAAGAGAGCGGUCUGCGUCUGAGCCCCACAGCGGCGGAGGCAAAGGAGAAGGCGCGGGCCAAGCGAGCCAACAGACGGGCCCCCCAGAUGGACUGGAGCAAGAAACACGAAAUCUUCAGCAACUUCUGAUCCCUCCCUAUUCACCAACAGCUGGGAUGAGAGCGUUCAUUGGACUUAUACCCCUCACCCGCCACCUUAAAAAAAACAAAAACAAAACCUAAACCACUGCGGAUUAACAAGCGCGGGGAGGAUUAAAACCGACUAACGAGAGGAUGUCACCAAAUUACUUGUUUAACCCUUUUAAGUUACGCGGCAUUUCACGGCAUUUAACGCUGACUUUUUUUGUCUCUUCAGUGCCGGAGGCACCAGGUCUAUUUCACCCCCCCACCAGCUUUGCAGGAGGGAGCCGAUUUUUAUCUCCGAUGAGAUUCUUUUGCCGGUUCCCAGAAUCCUUUGGUGCAAACUAUACUCCUCCAGCAGCACCUCAUGGGCAUUAUUGUCAGGCUGCCCCGUGGACUUUGCCUGGCCUCUACUGAAGAGCCUAAACUAAGACUGGAACUUUUAUUGGAAGCCAGGAAAGAAAAGAAAGCAGAGGGCUGCAGCAGCUCAGCGAGAGUGGUGCAUUGUGGGAAACAAGGCCAGCGAGGUCUCUGCAGCUGCAUUGUAUUCUUCCUCAUGUGUUUAUAAAUCUCCUCCCUCAUC